Mercenaria mercenaria is the source of this 4008-nucleotide messenger RNA. Its product is annotated as nucleolar protein 14-like. The record is from RefSeq and is a predicted model, not a curated record. Lineage: Eukaryota; Metazoa; Mollusca; Bivalvia; Venerida; Veneridae. The transcript has 20 exons. Gene Ontology annotation, cellular component: nucleolus; Noc4p-Nop14p complex; small-subunit processome. Bases 180 to 2807 code for a protein of 875 amino acids. Gene Ontology annotation, biological process: maturation of SSU-rRNA.
CACCGUUAUGCGUCACAUGUAUUAAUUCUGAAUUUCGUAUGCGCGCUUUGAAAGCUAGCAAGCUGACAGAAAAAAAACACGUGAGAAAAUUUGACAUUAUAUCAUCAUCAUUGAAUGAGAGAAGAAUUAUAUUGUUUUAAGAAUUAAAAGGUUUUUAAAAGGAAAUCGGUAAGGACACAAUGGGAAAGAAAAAGCACAAGCCUACAGCUGACCACACGAGAAAUAAAAGAAAAGGCCAUGAGAAAAAGGUCAAUCCAUUUGAAGUGAAAGUAAACAGACAAAAGCAUGAUGUUCUUGGUAGAAAAAUGUCAAAGUUUGACAAAGGAAUGCCUGGAGUGUCAAGGUCAAAAGCAACAAAGAAGAGGAAGGCAACAUUGCUGAAGGAAUAUGAACAACAGUUCAAGAAAAAUCGUUUUGUGGACAAGAGAAUUGGAGAACAUGACACAGGACUGUCACUGGAGGAGAAGAUGAUGAAAAGAUAUGCCAUGGAAAGAUCUAAAUCUUCAGUAAAGAACAAGUUCAACCUGAAUGAAGAAGAGGAGUUGACUCACUAUGGUCAGUCUCUAGCCGACAUUGAGAAGUUUGAUGAACCAAUCAUCAGUGAUGAAGAAGAAGAUGAUGAUGACAGAAGGGCAGCUGCUAAGCUGGUUGCCCAAGAACAUUUUGGAGGUUUCUUACAGAGGAGGAACCCAGAUGAUGAAAAGAAGUCUUGGAAAGAAAGAAUGGAAGACAUGAUAAAGGAAUCAAAAAAGAAGAAGCAUGAGAGACAGAUGGAGAAAGAAGAGACAGUUCAAAUGACAGAAGAACUGGAUGAACAAUGGAAGUCACUGCAUUCCCUCAUCAGUAAAAGUAAAAUGAAGGGUAAGAAUGAAGAAGAUGCAAAGAAAACAGCAGACGACUAUGAUAUAGCUGUCAGAUCAUUACAGUUUGAAAUGAAAGGGCAGGCAACAGACAGGUUGAAGUCUGAGGAAGAACUGGCCAAAGAUGAAAAAGAAAGACUUGAAAAACUAGAGGCUGACAGGAUCAGACGUAUGAAAGGACUCACAGAGGAAGAAAGUCGACCUAAACCUAAACACAGAUCAGCUGAUGAUCUAGAUGAUGGGUUUGCUUUGGAACCACAAGACUUUGACUAUGUCAGUUACAAGGAUGGUGAGUUAAAUAAAGAAAAGACUGAUGAUGACAGUGAUGGUGAUGACGAUAAUGUUAGUGAACCUGGAAAUAGUGAUCAUGAAGGUGAUGAUGAAGAUUGUUACAUAGAUGAUGAUAAUGAUGACAUGAAUGAAAAGCCCAAAGAAGAUGAUGCCGGUGAUGAUGAAGAUGAACAAAAUGUUGCAGAAGAUGAUGACAACAGUAGUUCUGAUGCGGAGGACAACUAUGAAGACUUAGAGUCUGAUCGUGAAGAAGAUGUUGAAAAUAUACCUGAAGAUGUGAAACAACAGAAAAAGGUUGAAGAUAAACUUAGGCUUACAAUGAUUGAACAAGCAAAGAAGGAAUUACCCUACACAUUUAAAGCACCAGCAUCAUAUGAUGAACUGUUAGAUAUCCUGGAGGGACAUAACAUGGAGGACCAGUUAACCAUUAUAGAAAGAAUAAGAAAAUGUCACCAUCCCAGCUUAGCUGAGGGAAAUAAACAAAAGCUAGAGAAACUGUUUGGUCAUCUGGUACAGUUCUAUGGUGACCUGUGUAUACAAGAUCCUCCCCAAGUAGACUUUGCAGAUAGGUUGGUCACUCCACUGUACGAGCUCACCCAGAUGUCACGGGAAAUCGCUGGAACAGUUAUCACAGCCAAUCUUAUGAACAGACAGGAAGAGUUUGCCGAGAUAUGUCAGAAGAAGGCAGGGCGAGGACUCUAUCCUGGUCUAGACACACUGUUACUUUUCAAGUUGGUCUCCAUACUGUUCCCAACAUCAGACUUCCGACACUCGGUGACGACACCAUCAUUGUUGUUCAUGUGUCAGGUCCUGGGUCAGUCAUCAGUCCACUCUGGUAGAGAUGUUGUUGCUGGCCUUUUCUUGUGCAAUCUUUGUCUUGAGUAUGUAUCCAUGUCCAAAAGAUAUAUCCCUGAAGUAAUCAAUUUCCUACAUGGACUGUUGUUUUAUGCUGCUGAUAAAGAAACUAAUAAAAUUGAAUCUGUGAUACCUCCAUUUAAACCUGUUGGAAAAAGCAUCAGCUUGUUACAUAUAUCAAAUGAAGUUAAAAGUAUAAAACAUGAGAAGUGGUCUUUGUCGGAGAUGUUAGCACCAGUAGUUGAAGAAAAUCUCUAUGGGACAGAUCAGUUUAGAAUCACAUCAAUAUGCCGGUGUUUUCGACUGCUGUCAGAGUACAGAAAAUUAUACUGUGAUUUAUCAUCCUUCAAGGAGAUCUUUACUCCAGUGUUGUAUAUGUGUCAUAAACUACCCAAACAUAAAUAUCCCACAGAAUUACAGAAUAUGAUUAAUGAUUUCACUGCUAGCUGUGAGGAGCCCUGCAACAGGAAGAAGGCACCAUUGGUAAUGCAGAAAAAGAAACCAAAACCUCUCAAAAUGUUUGAACCCAAGGUGGAAGAAAAGUUUGAUGGAAGAAAGAAGGGCAGGCGUGGUACAAGAGACUUUAAUGAGAAACAAAAAAUGAUCCACAAAUACAAGAAAGAAAUGAAAGGUGCUGUAAGAGAACUAAAGAAAGACACAAGAUUCCUGGCAAGACAGAAACUGCACGAGACGAUGGAAAAAGACUUUGAGAGAAAACGUAAAGUGAAGGAGAUUAUGGGUGGUCUGGCACAUCAGGAAGGAGAUUAUAAGAAAAUGAAACGUGGAGUUAAACCAGAGUGAUUUGACAUGGUCUAAACAUGUAGUUAAUGAAUACUGCAUUUUGGAUAAUAAUGCACUAUGGUGUUGGUUUCACAGGUAUUCACAUAUAGAGGAAGUUGUGAAUUCGAAACAGCUGUGAAUAUAAAGAAGCAUUAUAUCCAAAAGAAUAGCCAGCUCUGAGGUACAUGUUCUUCACAAGGCAGCUAGGGCUCUUUUCUAUCAAAUUGCAGUGGUGCGAAAAAUAACUGACAUACAAUAGUUACCAGGCUUUUGUAGUCUGGUGGAAAAGGGGAAAAGUGUUGGAUUGAUAGUUGAGUAGUUUGUCAUGUUGAUCAACUAAUUGGGCCAUAAAUAUUUGUGAAAAUUUAAGAGACUUCUGCCAAUAAGUUAGCUUUUGCAUCUACAUGUACUUCUUGCUGGGAAAUCAUAAAUUGAUCAGCGGAGACUGAGUUACGUCUGGUACAAAAUCUGGGAACAUUUAGAUUGUCUUGUUUUACUGAGAAGGAGGUGUGACAAAAUAAGUUACUGGUGAGGUUAGAUAAAUGUAAGAAUAUCAUUCUAUAGAAAUUGACAUCAAGUACCUGUCUUUAUUGCUAAUAUUCUAAUGCAAAAUAACAUUAACUUGGUGUUGGUUUAAAAUUGUUAAGAAAUAUUAAUUUUACAGUGAAUUACCAAACAUGUAAUUGGUCUAUAAUGAAAUAAAAAUUUUUAGAUAACAUACCUGUUUGAUUGGCUGGUCCACUGGCAAGUAGAAAGAACAAAGUAAGGGCAAUUACAGGCUACUGACCUCAGAUUACUUGCCCUUAAUCUCUGUAUGUUCAAGCCCCGCUGGGUCCUAGUGUUAAUUCAUACACUGGGCAUAUCAAAGAUUGAUGGUUCUGCUUGGGUUCCUAUUUAUGACUGAAAUAGUGCUGUGAGGGGCUUCUAAUGCCUUCCUCAGCGAUUAAGCUAGAAUUGCUUGUAAAACCUGAAUUGAGUUGGUGUCAUUUGUAACAAAGCAAAUCAACUACCCAACCAGAGGUAAGGGAGUAUGUGGAAUAAUGCAAUUCACGGUUCAAGGUGCAUAAACAAAAGGAAGAUUUAGUAAAAAUUGGUUAUACAGACUCAUGAAAUGAAAUUGUUAGUUUAUUUUUGUUUUAAAUUGAUUAAAAAAUUAUUAAUGGUAAGCAUUUUGUUAAGAUUUUAUGUAUUUUUUCUGAUGAAUUAAAAUGAUAUUACUAGA